AUGGAAGUGAAAAUAUACAGGCUCGAAAUCGACAUCAGCAGCCAUCUGAGUUCGUUGAGGUUGUUGAGUUCUUCCACCUUGAAUAGGAUCAAAUUCAUCUUCUUAUGGCUACUCUUGGUUCUCCCUGAACAUAGCACUGCCGUGAAAUCCGAAGCCAUGAGCUGCAUCUACAAAGACCCGUAUGCUCCGAUCGAAGCCCGAGUUAGAGACCUUCUCUCCCGGAUGACCCUUCGAGAGAAAGUCGGCCAAAUGACCCAGAUCGAGCGAAGCGUCGCAACCCUUUCCGCCAUAAAAGACCUAUCCAUAGGUAGCAUACUAAGUGUUGGUGGUAGCGGGCCAUUUGAGAAUGCAAAAUCGUCUGAUUGGGCAGACAUGGUGGAUGAUUUCCAGAAGGCCGCACUUAAGUCUAGGCUCGGAAUUCCUUUGUUGUAUGGUAUUGAUGCAGUUCAUGGUAAUAAUAACGUCUAUGGUGCUACCAUUUUUCCUCACAACAUAGGCCUUGGAGCCACUAGAGAUGCUGACUUAAUCUGGAGGAUUGGAGCUGCUACAGCUCUCGAAGUUAGGGCAAGUGGGAUUCACUAUACUUUUGCUCCAUGUGUAGCUGUGUGUAGGGAUCCCAGAUGGGGAAGGUGCUAUGAGAGUUUUGGUGAAGACCCUCAAAUUGUUAAGAUGAUGACUUCAAUGGUCGUUGGCUUACAGGGAAAACCAUCCCAAGGACACCCUUAUGGCUACCCAUUCGUGGCUGGAAGAGAAAAUGUCGUUGCAUGUGCAAAGCAUUUUGUUGGAGAUGGUGGCACCAAGAAUGGUAAAAACGAGGGAGAUACUAUAUCAUCAUAUGAUGACCUGGAGAAAAUUCAUAUGGCUCCUUUUGUUGACUGCAUUUCUCAGGGUGUAUCUACUAUCAUGGCAUCCUAUUCUAGCUGGAACGGCACUAAGUUGCACGAUUGCUGUUUUCUUCUUACUGACAUCUUGAAAGAGAAGCUUGGAUUUAAGUUGAUUGCUGGAUGUUUUUUGCAGGGGUUUAUUAUAUCCGACUCAGAAGGCCUUAACAGGCUUUCUAAUCCUCAUGGAUCUAAUUACCAGCAUAGUGUUCUGUCAGCAGUCAGUUCAGGAAUUGAUAUGGUGAUGGUGCCUUAUCGAUUUCAAUUAUUUAUUGAAGAUUUGACGCAUUUGGUAGAGUCAGGAAAAAUACCAACCAACAGAAUCGAUGAUGCAGUUGAAAGAAUCCUGAGAGUUAAAUUUGCAUCUGGCCUCUUUGAACAUCCCCUGAGCGAUGGAUCUUUAUUGGGUGUAGUUAGUUGUGAGACGCAUAAGAAACUAGCACGUGAAGCAGUUCGCAAAUCCUUGGUUUUGUUAAAGAACGGGAAGAAUCCGGGGGUACCAUUUCUUCCUCUGGACCGACAUGCAAAGAGAAUUCUUGUCGUUGGAAGGCAUGCAGAUGACCUUGGAUAUCAAUGUGGUGGGUGGACAGCGACGUGGGAGGGGAAAAGUGGCAGAAUAACAACGGGCACUACAAUUUUGGACGCUAUUAAAGAAGUUGCCGGGGACAAAGCAGAAGUAACAUACGAACAAAAUCCAUCCGGGACUGAAACUUUCAGUGGAAAAGACUAUUCUUUUGCCAUUGUAGUUGUUGGUGAAGGACCAUACGUGGAAUCUGGUGGAGACAGCACAGAUCUCAAGAUUCAUUUUAAUGGAGCGGAACUUCUAAGUAUGGUAGCAGAUGAAGUCCCCACAUUAGCAAUCUUGAUAUCUGGGCGGCCUUUAGCUUUAGACCCAGUGCUGUUCGACAAAAUCGAUGCGUUGGUUGCAGCAUGGCUGCCCGGCAGUGAAGGGGCUGGGAUUGUUGACGUUAUCUUUGGAGAUUAUGAGUUCCAAGGACGGCUUCCAAUGACUUGGUUCAAAAAUGUCAAUCAACUACCGAUGCAUGCUGAAGACAGUUUAUAUGAUCCUCUGUUCCCGAUUGGUUUUGGUCUGACGAGCAAGAACGAGAUUCUCAAGGGUUAA
This is a messenger RNA of Striga hermonthica, 2004 nucleotides long. NCBI's taxonomy places the organism in Eukaryota, Viridiplantae, Streptophyta, Magnoliopsida, Lamiales, Orobanchaceae. The record is from the annotation of a GenBank genome assembly.